Loxodonta africana (African savanna elephant) is the source of this 6488-nucleotide messenger RNA. RefSeq names its product SOS Ras/Rac guanine nucleotide exchange factor 1 (gene SOS1). Gene Ontology annotation, biological process: positive regulation of GTPase activity; Ras protein signal transduction. The record is from RefSeq and is a predicted model, not a curated record. The coding region runs from base 2785 to 6075 and encodes 1096 amino acids. The transcript has 19 exons. Gene Ontology annotation, cellular component: plasma membrane; nucleosome. Gene Ontology annotation, molecular function: DNA binding; protein heterodimerization activity; guanyl-nucleotide exchange factor activity. Lineage: Eukaryota; Metazoa; Chordata; Mammalia; Proboscidea; Elephantidae.
UGUAUACACGUAUAUCACUGCCUGUUGUUAAAAUUUGCAUGACCACUUCAAAUUUGAAUUUGUAUAAUUCAUGGUUAAUUUUUUUUUUAAUUGUGGAUGGGACUUGAUUUAUACUGAUUAUGAUAACAAAUGAAGUGCUAUAACAGUCUCAUAAAAUUAAACAUCAAAAAUUAAAAGACAGAAUCUAAACUAGACUGAUGGUGUAAUUGAAAAUGAAUUCACAGAAUCUACUAAAUAAUUUAGAAGAUGUAUUUAUUUAUUCUAAAGAAUAAAGUCUGUGUUGGCCCAGGACAGGAACCAUUCCCAAAGCCAACUUUUCAGACAGGAAUUGGACUGGACAAUGGGAUGGAGAGGGAUGCUGGUAAGGAGUGAGCUUCUUGGAUCAGGUGGACACUUGAGACUAUGUUGGCAUCUCCAGAGACUAUGUUGGCAUCUCCUGUCUGGAGGGGAGAUGAGAGGGUAGAGGGGGUUAGAAGCUGGUGAAAUGGACAUGGAAAGGGAGAGUGGAGGGAGGGAGCAGGCUGUCUCGUUAGGGGGAGAGCAGUUGGGAGUGUGUAGCAAGGUGUAUAUAAGUUUUUGUGUGAGAGACUGACUUGAUUUGUAAACUUUCACUUAAAGCACAAUAGAAAUUAAAAAAAAAAAGGAUAAAAUCUCUUGUAUAGGUAGAAGGUAUUUUAAUUUGUUUUAACUCAUUUGAGUCACUCAACGGACAUUUCAUCAGUGCCAGCUAUAUUGUACGGCACCAUGCUUGGCAAUGGGGAUUCAAAGAUAACUAAGAAAUAAUUCUCGCCCUCAGGAAAUUCAGCCUAGUCAAAUUAGAGAUAUAAACUUAAAUUGCAGUAACCCAAAAAAAAACCAAACCCACUGCCGUCAAGUCGAUUCCGACUCAUAGCGACCCUAUAGACAGAGUAGAGCUGCCCCAUAGAGUUUCCAAGGAGCACCUGGCGGAUUUGAACUGCUGACCUCUUGGUUAGCAGCCAUAGCUCUUAACCACUAUGGCACCAGGGUUUCCUAAAUUGCAGUACACUGUGGUAAUUACCAUAAUAGAAGUAUGACCACAGUAUGGGCGGCACAAAGGAGGGAGCCAGGAACAUUGAAACUUACAAGAGGGAUUACUGAUCUUAAAAUAGUCAUCAGACUAACCUGAUUGGAUUCUGGGGAUAUGCUGAGUGAGAACAGGUUGUGUAAGGUGGUGACAGUCCAGUAAUUCCUGAAACUGUAGCCCCAGAGCCAAGAGUGACUGAUCAGGAAACAGUGCUUACUACAGAGGCUAGGACUGAGGUUCUAGUUACGGUAACAAGUGAACAUUAAAAAAUAAAGGAGCAGAUUCUGAUGGUUGCAAAACUCUAAAUAUACUAAAAAUGAUUGAAUUGUUCACUUUAAAUGGAUGAAAUUCAUGGUAUACAAGUCAUAUUUCAAUAAAGUUGCUAAUAAAGGAAUAACAGACAAAGAUUUCUUAGAUAUGACACAAAAAUCAAGAACCGUAAAAUUAAUAAAUUGGACUUUUAUUAAAAUGAAAAACUUGUUCUUCUAAAGACGUUGUCAGAAAAAUAAAAAGACAAGUCACAGAGUGGGAGAACAUAUCUGAGAUAUAUAUAAAAGAUAAGACUUGUAUCCAGAAUAUAUGGAGAACUCUUAUAAUUCAGUAAUAAGAAAAACAGUCCAAUUAUUUUUUAAUGGACAAAAAAUUUGAACACUUUAUAAAGGAAGAUACACAAAUGGCCAAAAAAGCACUUCAAAAUAUGCUCAGCAUGAAUGUACUCAUCAAACCCCAAAAAACCAAACCUGUUGCAGUUGAGUCAAUUCCAACUCAUAGCAACCCUCUAAGACAGAAUAGAACUCCCCCAUAGGGUUUCCUAGGGGCAGCUGGUGGAUUCAGACUGCUGACCAGUGGGUUAGUAGCUGUAGCUCUUAACCCUCAUGCCAGCAGGGCUCCUGAAUGGUCGUCAGGGAAAUGCAAAUUAAAAACACAGUGAAAUAGUACUAUACUUUCUUUAGAAAGACUCAAAAAGACCAGUAAUUCAAAAUGUUGAAAAGAAUGUGGAUCAGCUGCUUGUGGGAAUAUUAAAUUCCCACAUGGUUUGUGGUAAGGUAAAAAAAAAAAAAAAAAAAAGGUAAAGUGGUAUAAAAACUUCAGGAAAUAUUUUGACAGUUUCUGAAAACAUGUAAUAUUAACUGUGUUGCUGUUGUUAGUUGCCAUUGAGUCCGUUGCAACUCAUGGUGACCCCCAUGUGUGCAGAGUACAACUGUUCUGUGGGGUGUUCAAGCUGUGACCUUUCGGGAGCAGAUCACCAGGGCCGUCUUCUGAAGCACUUCUCGGUGGGUUCGAACCACCAACUUUUUGGCUGGUAGCUGAGCACUUAACUAUUUGCACCACUACCCAGCAAUUCUACACCUAGGUUUUCACGCAAAAGAAUUGAAAACAUUUCCAUACAAAACUUGUUCACAAACGUUCAUAGCAGCUUUAUUUUUAAUAGCCCCAAACUGGAAACAACCCAAAUGUCCAUCAACAGGUGAAUGGACUUAAAAAUUACCUUGUAUCCAUAAAAUGGAAUGUUGUUGUUGUUAUUAGGUGCCGCCGAGUCAGCUCCGACUCAUAAAGACCCUGUGCACGACAGAACGAAACACUGCCAGGUCCUGUGCCAUGCUCACAAUCAUUGUUAUGCAUGAGCUCAAUGUUGCAGCCACUGUGCCAAUCCAUCUCGUUGAGGGUCUUCAUCUUCUUCGCUGACCCUGAGCUUUACCAGGCCUGAUGUCCUCCUCCAGGGACUGAUUCCUCCUGACAUGUCCAAAGAUGUAGAAAAUAUAUUUAGUCGUAUAGUAGAUAUACAUGAACUUAGUGUAAAGUUACUGGGCCACAUAGAAGACACUGUAGAAAUGACAGAUGAAGGCAGUCCCCAUCCAUUAGUAGGAAGCUGCUUUGAAGACUUAGCAGAGGAACUGGCAUUUGAUCCAUAUGAAUCAUAUGCUCGAGAUAUUUUGCGACCUGGUUUUCAUGAUCAUUUCCUUAGUCAGUUGUCAAAGCCUGGAGCGGCACUCUAUUUGCAGUCAAUAGGCGAAGGUUUCAAAGAAGCUGUUCAGUAUGUUUUACCCAGGCUGCUUCUAGCUCCUGUUUACCACUGUCUGCAUUACUUUGAACUUUUGAAGCAGUUAGAAGAAAAGAGUGAAGAUCAAGAAGACAAAGAAUGUUUGAAACAAGCGAUAACAGCUUUGCUUAAUGUUCAGAGUGGUAUGGAAAAAAUAUGUUCUAAAAGUCUUGCAAAACGAAGACUGAGUGAGUCUGCAUGUCGGUUUUACAGCCAACAAAUGAAGGGGAAACAACUAGCAAUCAAGAAAAUGAACGAGAUUCAGAAGAAUAUUGAUGGUUGGGAGGGAAAAGACAUUGGACAGUGUUGCAAUGAAUUUAUAAUGGAAGGAACUCUGACACGUGUAGGAGCCAAACAUGAGAGACACAUAUUUCUCUUUGAUGGCUUAAUGAUUUGCUGUAAAUCAAACCAUGGGCAGCCAAGACUUCCUGGGGCUAGCAAUGCAGAAUAUCGUCUGAAAGAAAAGUUCUUUAUGAGAAAGGUACAAAUUAAUGACAAAGAUGACACGAAUGAGUACAAGCAUGCUUUUGAAAUAAUUUUAAAAGAUGAAAAUAGUGUUAUAUUUUCUGCCAAGUCAGCUGAAGAGAAAAACAACUGGAUGGCAGCAUUGAUAUCUUUACAGUACCGGAGCACCCUGGAAAGGAUGCUCGAUGUGACAAUGCUACAGGAAGAGAAGGAGGAGCAGAUGAGGCUUCCUAGUGCUGAUGUUUAUAGAUUUGCAGAGCCCGACUCUGAAGAGAAUAUAAUAUUUGAAGAAAACGUGCAGCCCAAGGCUGGAAUUCCAAUUAUCAAAGCUGGAACUGUCAUUAAACUUAUAGAGAGGCUUACAUACCAUAUGUACGCAGAUCCCAAUUUUGUUCGGACAUUUCUUACAACAUACAGAUCCUUUUGCAAACCUCAGGAACUACUGAGUCUUAUUAUAGAAAGGUUUGAAAUUCCAGAGCCUGAGCCAACAGAAGCUGAUCGCAUAGCUAUAGAGAAUGGAGAUCAACCCCUUAGUGCAGAAUUGAAAAGGUUUAGGAAAGAAUAUAUACAGCCUGUACAACUUCGAGUAUUAAAUGUAUGUCGGCACUGGGUAGAGCACCACUUCUAUGAUUUCGAAAGAGAUGCAGAUCUUCUGCAGCGAAUGGAAGAAUUUAUUGGAACAGUAAGAGGUAAAGCAAUGAAGAAAUGGGUUGAAUCCAUCACUAAGAUAAUCCAAAGGAAAAAAAUUGCAAGAGACAAUGGGCCAGGUCAUAAUAUUACAUUUCAGAGUUCACCUCCCAGUGUUGAGUGGCAUAUAAGCAGACCUGGGCACACAGAGACUUUUGACCUGCUCACGUUACACCCAAUAGAAAUUGCUCGACAACUCACUUUACUUGAAUCAGAUCUCUACCGGGCUGUACAGCCAUCAGAAUUAGUUGGAAGUGUGUGGACAAAAGAAGACAAAGAAAUUAAUUCUCCUAAUCUUCUGAAAAUGAUCCGGCACACCACUAACCUCACUCUGUGGUUUGAGAAGUGUAUUGUAGAAACUGAAAACUUAGAAGAACGAGUAGCAGUGGUGAGUCGAAUAAUUGAGAUUCUACAAGUCUUUCAGGAGCUGAACAACUUUAAUGGUGUCCUCGAGGUUGUUAGUGCUAUGAACUCAUCACCUGUUUACAGACUAGACCACACAUUUGAGCAAAUACCAAGUCGCCAGAAGAAAAUUUUAGAAGAAGCUCAUGAAUUGAGUGAAGAUCACUAUAAAAAAUACUUGGCAAAACUCAGGUCUAUUAACCCACCAUGCGUGCCUUUUUUUGGAAUUUAUUUAACUAACAUCUUGAAAACAGAAGAAGGCAACCCUGAGGUCCUAAAAAGACAUGGAAAAGAACUUAUAAACUUUAGCAAAAGGAGGAAAGUAGCAGAAAUAACAGGAGAGAUCCAGCAGUACCAAAAUCAGCCUUACUGUUUACGAGUAGAAUCAGAUAUCAAAAGGUUCUUUGAAAACUUGAAUCCAAUGGGAAAUAGCAUGGAAAAGGAAUUUACAGAUUAUCUUUUCAACAAAUCCCUAGAAAUAGAACCACGAAACCCUAAGCCUCUCCCGAGAUUUCCCAAAAAAUACAGCUAUCCCUUAAAAUCUCCUGGUGUCCGUCCAUCAAACCCAAGACCCAGUACCAUGCGACACCCCACACCUCUGCAGCAGGAGCCAAGGAAGAUCAGUUAUAGUCGGAUCCCCGAAAGUGAGACCGAAAGCACAGCGUCCGCACCAAAUUCUCCAAGAACACCGUUAACUCCUCCUCCUGCAUCUGGUGCUUCCAGCACCACGGACGUUUGCAGCGUCUUUGAUUCUGAUCAUUCAAGCCCUUUUCACUCAAGCAGCGAUACCGUCUUUAUCCAAGUUACACUGCCCCAUGGCCCAAGAUCUGCUUCAGUAUCAUCUAUAAGUUUAACCAAGGGCACUGACGAGGUGCCUGUCCCCCCUCCUGUUCCUCCACGAAGACGACCAGAAUCUGCCCCGGCGGAAUCUUCGCCAUCUAAGAUGAUGUCUAAGCAUUUGGACAGUCCCCCAGCAAUCCCUCCUAGGCAACCUACAUCAAAAGUCUAUUCACCACGGUACUCAAUGUCAGACCGGACCUCUGUGUCAGACCCUCCUGAAAGCCCUCCCUUAUUGCCACCACGAGAACCUGUGAGGACACCUGAUGUUUUCUCAAGCUCACCACUGCAUCUCCAGCCUCCCCCUUUGGGCAAAAAAAGUGACCACGGCAAUGCGUUCUUCCCAAACAGCCCGUCCCCCUUCACACCGCCGCCUCCUCAAACCCCUUCUCCUCAUGGCACGAGAAGGCAUCUGCCAUCACCACCACUGACACAAGAAGUGGACCUUCAUUCCAUUGCUGGGCCGCCCGUUCCUCCACGACAAAGCACUUCUCAGCAUAUCCCUAAGCUCCCUCCAAAAACUUACAAAAGGGAGCACACACACCCAUCCAUGCACAGAGACGGACCGCCACUGUUGGAGAAUGCCCACUCUUCCUGAGUUCCCGUCUCGGGGUGUACGCUUCCCUAGCCCCAAAUCCAUUGCUGGCAAUGGAUGCACUGAGCGUGCCAGCACGGAGGGCUACAAUGAGAGCUCCAAACACUAAUGACUCUGCUUCCAGAUGCAGUAGGAGACAGUGGAUUUUAACCUAGACGUAAUUAUACAACGACAAUGGUAUUCCAGUUUAGAAUACGGAAAGACUGUUUCAGAGGAAUUGGACAACUGACUGCACCUGAAAAUCAAGUAAAGGGACUUUUUCCAGCCACUAGGCAGGAGCCCUCUUUUUGUGAAGUGAUCUUUAUCAUUAAAGGGAUGGAAAACACAGUCUAGUGUCCAGCAGGCCCACACAAUGACAGUUUUUGUAAUUCAAAAUAUUAUGCACUUUUAAAGAAAAAAAAAAAAAACUCAAACAG